Molecule: messenger RNA, 3391 nt
Organism: Anolis carolinensis (green anole)
Lineage: Eukaryota; Metazoa; Chordata; Lepidosauria; Squamata; Anolidae
Product: zinc finger protein 418-like
Exons: 1
Coding region: 1-1314 (437 amino acids)
Biological process (GO): regulation of transcription by RNA polymerase II
Molecular function (GO): RNA polymerase II cis-regulatory region sequence-specific DNA binding; DNA-binding transcription factor activity
Source: RefSeq, a predicted model, not a curated record
AUGCCUGGAGUGUGGACAGGACUUCACUCAAGAGUGGAAGUCUACAUUCACAUCAAAGGACUCACACUGGAGAGAAACCCUAUAUAUGCCUGGAAUGUGGACAGGACUUCACUCACAGUGGAAGUCUACGUUCACAUCAAAGGACUCACACCGGGGAGAAACCCUAUGAAUGCCUGGAGUGUGGAAAGAGAUUCACUGCGAGUAGAACUCUACGUACAUAUUAAAGGACUCACACUGGGGACAAACCCUAUAUAUGCCUGGAGUGUGGAAAGAGCUUCAUUGAAAGUGCACAUCUACAUUCACAUCAAAGGACUCACACUGGGGAGAAAUCCUAUCAAUGCCUGGAGUGUGGACAGGACUUCACUCAAGAGUGGAAGUCUACGUUCACAUCAAAGAAUUCACACUGGGGAGAAACUCUAUAUAUGCGUGGAGUGUGGACAGAGCUUCAGUCAGAGCGGAAGUCUACGUUCACAUCAAAGGACUCACACUGGGGAGAAACCCUAUAUAUGCCUGGAAUGUGGACAGGACUUCACUCACAGUGGAAGUCUACGUUCACAUCAAAGGACUCACACCGGGGAGAAACCUUAUGAAUGCCUGGAGUGUGGAAAGAGAUUCACUGCGAGUAGAACUCUACGUUCACAUCAAAGGACUCACACCGGGGAGAAACCCUAUAAAUGCCUGGAGUGUGGACAGGACUUCACUCACAGUGGAAGUCUACGUUCACAUCAAAGGACUCACACUGGGGAGAAACCCUAUGAAUGCCUGGAGUGUGGAAAGAGCUUCAUUGAGAGUGCACAUCUACGUUCACAUCGAAGGACUCACACUGGAGAGAAACCCUAUGAAUGCCUGGAGUGUGGAAAGAGCUUCAUUGAGAGUGCACAUCUACGUUCACAUCAAAGGACUCACACUGGGGAGAAACCCUAUGAAUGCCUGGAGUGUGGAAAGAGCUUCAUUGAGAGUGCACAUCUACGUUCACAUCGAAGGACUCACACUGGAGAGAAACCCUAUGAAUGCCUGGAGUGUGGAAAGAGCUUCAUUGAGAGUGCACAUCUACGUUCACAUCAAAGGACUCACACUGGAGAAAAACCCUAUAAAUGCCUGGAGUGUGGACAGAGCUUCACUCACAGUGGAAAUUUAAAUAGACAUCAAAGGACUCACACUGGGGAGAAACCCCAUAAAUGCCUGGAGUGUGGACAGGACUUCACUCACAGUGGAUGUCUACGUUCACAUCAAAGGACUCACACUGGGGAGAAACCCUAUGAAUGCCUGGAGUGUGGAAAGAGAUUCACUGCGAGAACUCUACGUUCACAUUAAAGGACUCACACUGGGGAAAAACCCUAUAAAUGCCUGGAGUGUGGACAGAGCUUCAGUCAGAGUGGACAUCUACGUUCACAUCAAAGGACUCACACUGAGGAGAAACCUAUAAAUCCCUACACAGCUUUGGUCCAGGCUACUUGAGACACUGUGUCCUAUCACACAGACUUUAAGGUCUAGCAAGGAGACUCUCAUCUCCACUCAGCGCAGGAAAUACCUAGUUAAAAAUCACCUGAGAAGGCACUUUUUGGGGGAUGGAGCUUGGGGCGGGGUAUAGAGGUUCGGCCUGGUCAGGCACUUGGGGAGAGGCUCCGCCCCCUCCUCUAGCCACACCCCCUGUGUCCUGGCAGGGAUAGAAGCUCAGCCCUGCCUCAGUGCUCGUAACUCCGCCCAUCCCAGUCCUGGCCGCCCAUUGGUGGCCCCGCCCACUUCCCCUCCCAGCCCUGCAUCUUGGACUCAGGGAGAAGCAGCCCCGCCCUCUUGAGCAGGAGCCACGCCCACCCCUCUAAGCCACGCCCCCUUUCCAGGGGGCACUGAGUAAUAUUUUUUCUGGAAAAAAAAUAAGUUUGGGAACCACUGAUUUAGAUGGUCAGAUAUUCCUGGAGAUGAGGGAGGGGUGGCCUCAUCCAUGACAAAAUCUCAGGAUGAAAGAGAAGGCAAGGCCUCCCCCCAAACAGAUCCUCUAUGUUGUGGGAGGGGCUGCAGACCAUGUGAUCGGAUCUGGGUGUCCGUUCUUGGAAGUUCUCGGAUACAAAGGAGGCUCACACAGGCAAAUCCUUGGAAACACUUUAUUGAUCCUUCUUACCAAGUUGGAAAAAGAAGCUAGUUCUGACCAAAUCCCGCCAAAACACGACUAUAUCAAAACCACCAUUCCCAGACAGAGGUAGCAACAAAUCGUGGUUCCCUCCCAGACCAGAUGGCCCUUAUCAGUAAGGCCAUUCCUUUACUCCCAUUCCAAUUAACUGGAGCCCCCAGUGGUGCAGUGGGUUGAAGCCCUGCGACGUGAAGGUUGGGUUGCUGACCUGAAGGCUGCCAGGUUCAAAUCCCACCCGGGGAGAGCGCGGAUGAGCUCCCUCUUUCAGCUCCAGCUCCAUGCGGGGACAGGAGAGAAGCCUCCCACAAGGAUGGUAAAACAUCCUGGGCAACGUCCUAGCAGACGGCCAAUUCUCUCACGCCAGAAGCGACUUGCAGUUUCUUAAGUUGCUCCUGACAGGAAAAAAAAAUCCAAUUAACUGGCAUGGUGUGAAUGGUUCAGCUGGUUGGCAAUAGCUGAGACGGGCAUAUCCUGACACUGGGACUAUUCAGGACUCAGACUACAUUUUAGAAACAGUAGAAACAGGUGUAUGCUUUCAGACGCCAGUAGACAGAGACUCCUUUGGACUUUGAGACUAAACAGAGACUCUAUUAGACUCUCAGACCAGAGAAAUGCUUUGUGAAUAUUUAUACAAAUACUUUUACAAAUAUUUUCACGGACAUUUUUCUGCCACUAUGUAUACCAUUUUUGUGAAUAUUUAUAGUAAAAGAUCUUUUCUAAAUGGGACCAUUCAUAAAAUCCCAAAGCAAUGACUUUUUCUGAUAAAUAGGUGUAAUGAAGUGUGAAUUUUUUGGUUUGCAGAUGUCAUGUUUGGUUGUGUUUUAAAAGGGUCAAUAUUUCAGUUAUGGCAUCUCUGCACUCAUGAGUUGGUUGCCAUGGAGAAGUGGGCGGAGCCAACUGCCGUUUUGGUGGUGAAGUGCAGGUUUGAAAAACAACAGUUAGUCUGUGCCCUGAUGAGGUACAGCGAAGACUGAUCCUCAGUUGAAGGGAUCCGGGAGACUCAAUUGCUUAAUUUUGAGUCAGUUUAAAAUAAGUUUGGUGACUUAUUUUAAGGUAGUCUGUCUCCUGAUGAGGAACAGAUAAUCUGUGAUUGUAAUUCACAGGGUGACUGCAGUUUAGAGCAGUAGAGAAAGAAGUGACAUUUUAAGGAAUUUGAAACACCUCAUUCUAGCUUUGCAACUGUUAACUAAAGUGCCUCUAAAGAGAAAGUUACUGUAACCAUUAAGCUCUGUGCCUGAAUAAACGUGUUAUUGUUUUUUCAAA